CAGUCUGCCGGAGACAGAGCCUCCACGACUCCCAGCUUCCUCCUCGCCGCCGCCGCCGCCGCCACCACCUCCUCCUCCUUUUCUCCUCCUCCUCCUCUUCCUCCUCCUCCUCCGCUCCCACAGUCAUGUCUGCUUAGACCAGAGCAGCCCCACUGCCAUCUCCGGCUGCAGCCGCCGCCUCAGAAGCCAGGACAGCCUCCGCCUGCGAGCGAUGACAGGAGUAUUUGACAGAAGGGUCCCCAGCAUCCGAUCCGGAGACUUCCAAGCUCCUUUCCAGACGUCCGCAGCCAUGCACCAUCCGUCUCAGGAAUCGCCAACUUUGCCCGAGUCGUCGGCUACCGAUUCCGACUACUAUAGCCCCACGGGGGGAGCCCCGCACGGCUAUUGCUCUCCUACCUCGGCUUCCUACGGCAAAGCUCUUAACCCCUACCAGUACCAGUACCACGGCGUGAACGGUUCCGCUGGGAGCUACCCCGCCAAAACCUAUGCCGACUACAGCUACGCCAGCCCUUAUCAUCAGUACGGCGGCGCCUACAACCGAGUCCCAAGCGCCGCCAGCCAGCCAGAGAAAGAAGUGGCCGAACCUGAGGUGAGGAUGGUGAAUGGCAAACCAAAGAAAGUUCGAAAACCUAGGACUAUUUAUUCCAGCUUUCAGCUGGCUGCUUUACAGAGAAGGUUUCAGAAGACUCAGUACCUCGCCCUGCCCGAACGCGCGGAGCUGGCCGCCUCGCUGGGACUGACGCAAACACAGGUGAAAAUCUGGUUUCAGAACAAAAGAUCCAAGAUCAAGAAGAUCAUGAAAAACGGGGAGAUGCCCCCGGAGCACAGUCCCAGCUCCAGCGACCCUAUGGCGUGUAACUCGCCGCAGUCUCCGGCGGUGUGGGAGCCCCAGGGCUCAUCCCGCUCGCUCAGCCACCACCCUCAUGCCCACCCUCCGACCUCCAACCCAUCCCCCGCUUCCAGCUACCUGGAGAACUCAACUUCCUGGUACCCGAGCGCAGCCAGUUCAAUCAAUUCCCACCUGCCGCCGCCCGGCUCCUUACAGCACCCGCUGGCGUUGGCCUCCGGGACACUCUAUUAGACCGACCGAUUUCCUUUGCUCUUUUAUGGGACUGUGUUUUACUGUUUUAGAAAAUCAUAAAGAAAGGAAUUCAUAUGGGGACGUUUGGAAAACGGAAACAAACAAAAAGGUUCAUGUGUAAAGUAUUUUUUUGCAUGUAAGUUAUUGCAUUUCAAAGGACUCCCCCGUUUUUUUACAGACGAACUUUUUUUUUUUUUUUGCGCAACUGUGGACACUAUCAAUGGUGCCUUGAAAUCUAUGACCUCAACUUUUCAAAAGACUUUUUUUCAUUGUUAUUUUAACCAUGUAAAUAAGUGUAGAUAGAGGGAUUAAACUGUAUAUUCUGGAUAAAUAAACUUAUUUCGACCAUGAAA
This is a messenger RNA of Chrysochloris asiatica (Cape golden mole), 1434 nucleotides long. RefSeq names its product distal-less homeobox 5 (gene DLX5). Gene Ontology annotation, molecular function: RNA polymerase II cis-regulatory region sequence-specific DNA binding; DNA-binding transcription factor activity, RNA polymerase II-specific. Lineage: Eukaryota; Metazoa; Chordata; Mammalia; Afrosoricida; Chrysochloridae. The transcript is spliced from 3 exons. The record is from RefSeq and is a predicted model, not a curated record. Bases 212 to 1081 code for a protein of 289 amino acids. Gene Ontology annotation, biological process: cell differentiation; anatomical structure formation involved in morphogenesis; regulation of transcription by RNA polymerase II.